Haemonchus placei is the source of this 1161-nucleotide messenger RNA. The record is from the annotation of a GenBank genome assembly. Lineage: Eukaryota; Metazoa; Nematoda; Chromadorea; Rhabditida; Trichostrongylidae.
AUGGGGUCGUACCAGUCUAAUGACCUGAUCGACCGACUCAAUUACCAGUAUACAGCCAUGUUAGUAGCGUUGGGUGCUAUCACGCUGGCAGCAACUCAAUAUGUAGGAAAGCCGAUACAGUGUUGGGUACCUGCACAAUUCACCGGAGCUUGGGAGAAAUAUGCAGAAACAUACUGUUUCAUCAAGGGAUCGUACUUCUUACCGGAUGACGACCAUCCUAAUGAGGAUUUCAUCGAAAGAGAUAAUGCUGUUAUCGGCUACUAUCAAUGGGUUCCACUAGUACUAGCGCUGCAAGCGUUUUUGUUCUAUGCACCAUGCGUUAUUUGGAAAGCUUUAAACUGCUCUACUGGUAUCAAUGUGAAAGACGUGCUCGAGAACACCGCGAAGGUAAAGAAAAAUGUCACCACAAAAGAACGCGAAAACCAGGUUUUCAAAGCCGCUGUACAUUUGAAAGAGGCCCUGGAACUGCAGAGAGAACUGAAAACAGAAGCUGGAAUGAUGUCGAAAGUGCGGAAAUCGGGUUCCUAUCUAUCCGCUGUCUACGUAUUCACGAAAUUCCUCUAUGUCUUCAAUAUUAUAGCACAAUUCUGUAUCUUCUCGGCAUUCCUCGGAACUAACAACAACUUCUGGGGUUGGGAGAUUUUCUCGGACAUCAUGAGUGGUCGUGAAUGGAAUGUUACUGGUAACUUUCCCAGAGUAACAAUGUGUGAUUUCACGGUACGAGUACUUGGUGCUCUCCAUCGGUGGACUGUACAGUGUGUACUGAUGAUCAACAUGUUCACUGAGAAAAUCUACGUUUUCCUAUGGUUCUGGUUCGUACUGGUUGGUGUUCUUUCUGUCAUUUCGCUCAUCUACUGGGUAGUGGCCUUGGUUGGGACCAAUUUUCAACGUGGAUUCAUAACCAAAUACCUGAGGUGCAUGGGCGAGAUUGGUGACGAACCAACUCGCGUAGAAGAGGAAAAAGUGAGCGGAUUCGUUCGCAACUACCUAACAUCCGAUGGAGUUUUCUUGCUGCGGCUUAUUCAGACGAACGGUGGUGACAUGCUUGUCGGUGAAAUCAUCGCCUCCAUGUUCCGUCAAUACAACGAUCGUCGAAAAGCGCCGAUGUCUGACGAUUCGUUCGGCGACUCACCGGACACCACAGCUACACUUCCGCGAUAG